This is a messenger RNA of Symbiodinium necroappetens, 1542 nucleotides long. NCBI's taxonomy places the organism in Eukaryota, Dinophyceae, Suessiales, Symbiodiniaceae. The record is from the annotation of a GenBank genome assembly.
AUGACCCGUCAGGGCGGCGUCGUUGCCGCUAUGACCCUGUUGUCCAGGAUCAGCGGUUUGUUGCGCGAUAUCGUACUGUCUUACCUGUUUGGCGCGUCCCAGAUGGCAGACAUGUUUUUUGUCGCCCUGCGAAUCCCCAACUUUUUCCGCCGUUUGUUUGCCGAAGGAGCAUUUAAUCAGGCGUUUGUGCCCGUGCUUAUCCGCUACAAAAAUACCAGCGUUGAUGAUCUGCUUGGGUUUAUUGCACCUUUGUCCGGUUUCUUUGCUUCAGCACUGCUCCUGUUUGUCUGCGCUGGCGUGCUGCUUGCGCCGCAGCUGGCGUUAUUGUUUGCUCCUGGGUUUGCUGAUGAGCCUGGUGUGCUCAAGCAGACAGGCGAGCUGGUGCGUAUUACCUUUCCUUAUCUGGGUUUCAUUUCGUUGACGGCUUACGCAGGUGCGCUGCUCAAUGCGCACAAUCGCUUUGCGCUCCCGGCAUUCACCCCGGUGCUGUUGAAUCUGACCUUGAUCGGGGCAGCUGUCAUUGCUCUGCAGGGCUGGUCCCUGUUGCCGGCUACUGAAAUCCUGGCCUGGGGUGUGCUGGUGGCGGGUAUUUUCCAAUUGUUGUUUCAACUGCCAUCCCUUGCCCGGCUGAAACUCCUGCCAAAGCCGACCUAUGCCCACAAACAUCCGGGUGUACGACAGGUGGGCAAAUUGCUGUUGCCUGCGGUCCUGGCUGCAUCGGUGGGUCAGAUCAAUGCGCUGGUUAACACUAUUUUAGCCUCGACCCUUAUCACCGGCAGUAUCUCCUGGCUGUAUUACGCGGAUCGGUUGCUUGAGUUGCCUGUUGGUUUAGUGGCGGUUGCGUUGGGCACAGUGAUGUUGCCGCACCUGUCCCGGAUGGCGGCCACUGCUGAUGAGAAACACUUUUGUGCCACCCUGGAUUGGGGUGUGAAUCUGGGUCUGAUGCUGGCGCUGCCUGCAGCUGUGGCCUUAUAUAUUCUGGCGCAGCCGUUGCUGGCAACGUUAUUUAUGAGUUUUGACAACGGCGCAAUGACUAACCACGACAUUCGUAUGGCUGGUCUGGCACUGCAGAUGUUUGCGGUGGCGCUGCCUGGUUUUGUGCUGGUCAAAGUCCUGUCACCGGCGUUUUUUGCCCAUGAAAACACCCAGUCACCGUUUCGCUACGCAAGUAUUGCUGUCGCGGUUAACCUGACGGUGAGUCUGUCGACCUUCAGUUGGUUUGGGCAUGUGGGUCUUGCCUGGGCGACAGCGAUCUCCGCCUGGUCCCAUGUGCUGCUGCUGUACAUUGGCUUGUCCCGCCGUGGUCUUUACCAGGCAACUGCGAGUCUCUGGCCGAUGUUGUACAAAACACUCAUCGGCACCUCGCUGCUGGGGGGAUUGCUGAUUUAUGUGAGUGCCCAGUUUCAAUGGCUGGCGAUGUCAGGAGCGCUGCGUAUCCUCUGGGUGGUUGGUAUCAGCGCAGUAGGGGCCGGUUUAUAUGCGGGUGUUUUAGUCCUGCUUGGCGUGCGCACAAAACAUCUCAAACACAUGAGCGUUGCUUAG